Fusarium coffeatum is the source of this 456-nucleotide messenger RNA. RefSeq lists its product as uncharacterized. Gene Ontology annotation, biological process: cell motility; actin filament severing; actin filament depolymerization. Gene Ontology annotation, cellular component: actin cytoskeleton; actin cortical patch; cytoplasm. The record is from RefSeq and is a predicted model, not a curated record. The transcript is spliced from 5 exons. NCBI's taxonomy places the organism in Eukaryota, Fungi, Ascomycota, Sordariomycetes, Hypocreales, Nectriaceae. Bases 1 to 456 code for a protein of 151 amino acids. Gene Ontology annotation, molecular function: actin filament binding.
AUGGCGUCUGCUUCAGGUGUCUCCAUCGACAGGGAAUGCAUCGUAGCAGCCAGUGCUCUACACUUCAACUCUGGUAAUAAAGUCAAUUUUGUUAUUUUCAAAAUCACCAAUGACGAGCAGAAAGUUGUGCUUGAAGAAACUGGGUUCGAAACGGAUUACGAAAUCUUUCGACAGAAACUCCUUUCGACUGUUGAUGGGUCGGGAAAGUCUGAACCGCGAUAUGCAAUCUACGAUGUAGACUAUAACCUUGGAGAGGAUGGAAAACGAACCAAAACGGUCUUUAUCUCGUGGGUCCCACAGAACUCGCCUAUCAAGCUUCGCAUGCUUUACGCCAGCACUAUGGAAUCUCUGAAAAAGGCACUUAACAUUGGUAUUUUCAUCCAUGCAGAUGGCCACGAAGAUAUUGAAUGGCCAGAACUGAUUAAGGUAGCAAGUGGUGGCAAGGCCAAGAAGUAA